GGGGCCGCCCAGGCGGCAGCCGGGCGUGCUGUGCUCCCGUGCCCGUUAGGCACGCUCGUUUGUGUGCGUGGGGCUGUGCACCGGUGUCUAGUGCACCUUAACCAAGUGGGUCGGGAGGAGAGAGCUUUGCUCCUGGCCCCUUGUGAUGUGUGCCUCUAGGCUAGGGGGCUCUUGUGAGGAUUGGGGUGGUUAUUUUAAACGCUUCUGCCUCCAGCCUAGCCGUUGUUUGCAUGAGCGUAAUAAAAGUUGCAUGAUGGUAGUUGUUUGCUGACGAGAUAGAGUUAGCGACAUCUCAGUAGCUGUAGUAGGGGCUGUCUAUGUGAAUUUCUGUGUAUAUGUAAAAAUUAGAGGAAAAAUAUUUCUAAUUAUUUCAGUUUGUGGAGAAAACUUAACUUUUCCUGCAGUCCCGCCCUUGAUAGUUAACACAGUUGGGAUCUUCUCAUAACCCGGGAUCAAUUUUAUAUGGAUAAUAUUAGAAAUAAGUGUCUAGUCUUAAAAUAUUCAUCUAUUGCACAAAAUACACAGGCUUUUCACUGUUAAGAGAUGGAAAUUUUCAUUAGAAACUUACUCUUCCAACAUAAAGCAUUUAAGUCUUUAUUCUGCUAACUUUGUUCAAGUAUUUAAAGAUGAAAGUACUUUUCAAGUCCGUAGAUUUCAGUUGUUUUCUCUUCUGCUGCCAUAGUUGAUUGGACAGUGACUUCCUUAAUGUAAGAGUUGAUUUUAUAGUGAAACCAGGAUGGAUGACAGAAUAUAAAAUCUCUAUUAAAGGUGCACAUAAAUAUUUAGGAUGAAAAUCAGGCCAUUAAUUCCUAUUCCUAUUUUUUAAUUAUAUCUACAUUUGUUUUCCUAGUAAUGAGCCCUUUUUAUAUAUUCAGCUCUAUUCAUCUGAAAUUUUUAAAGUCAUGCCUGUGAAAUCCUUUUCGAUAAUUACAAUUUUCACUUCAUACAAAAACCAGAGGCAAAGGUGAGUGGGCUUUAUGUUCCAUUUGCUGAUGGGAAGAAAAUUAGUUCAGACACUUUAAAGGCCAGAUUAAGGACAGGUUAAAGGCAGUUUGAAUAACACAGCAAGACAUUAGCAAAAACGGAAGAAGUGACCAGUUUCCAAGCUGCUUUUUUAACCAUACACUUUCAUUGCUUUUCUCAAUACUGCAUUUUAGAACGCUGUAUUUAUUUUUCUUCUUUCAGGGUGCUGAGAGUUUCAGAGAUCAGCCAUGGGCAUUAAAGGUUUGCAGGGAUUUGUGACAAAGGUUUGUCCUGAUGCAUGCACAGUGGUAAAUCUGAAAGAAAUGGCAGAAAAUCACCGCAUCAAUCAUCCUGAUUUCCCUCCUGUUAUCGUAGUAGAUGCCAUGAGUUGUGUUAGAUACUGGUACACACCAGAAUCUUGGGUGUGUGGUGGCCAGUGGCAGGAGUAUCUUGCUAAUUUAGAGAAUUUUAUUGAAGUUUUUGUGGCAGCUGGUAUCAAGUUGGUGUUCUACUUCGAUGGUGUGGUGGAAGAAAAAAAGAGAGAUGAGUGGAUCAAACGGAGAUUGCAGAAUAACAAGGAAAUAGCCAGAAUAUUUCAGUUUAUCAAGACUCACAGGAAACAACCAGGGAGAGAAAUGUUCGUUAUUCCUUCUGCUUUGCCUACUUUUACACGUUUUGCCCUAAAGUCACUUGGUCAAAAAACAGUAUGCUCAUUGCAAGAGGCGGACUUUGAGGUGGCUGCUUAUGGAUUGCAGCAUAAUUGCAUGGGAAUUCUUGGGCAGGAUAGUGACUACCUCAUCUAUAAUACAUCUCCCUACUUUUCAAUCGAGAAGCUCUGUUUGGACAGACUGGUCACUGUUAUGUAUUCUAGAGAAGACCUUUGCCGUGCAUUGGGUCUUAGUAUGACACACCUCCCUCUGUUUGCUUGCUUGCUUGGCAACGAUGUUGUUCCGGAAAGCUUGUUGGAAGGCUUUUGGCAUAAAUGUUUAGUCAUCUCUCCCCCUAAGAACAAGAGCUACAGCAGAAGAACUAACGUACUUCUAGCAGUAGCAAAUUACAUCUCAAAAAUUCCGUGCUCAUACAGCAGCCUGAAAGACUUGGAAAAGUUGCUGCCUUUGGGAUCAGACAAGACAUUACUCUACAGAGGAAUGCAGUCCUAUCUUUUGCCUGGGCAGCAGUCUCCAUGGAUUCCUCCCAAUGUAACAAACAUCCAAAUGUUCUCCGUUCAGCCAGAAACUGCCAUGUGUCAAGAUAAGGAAAUAUUUCAGUUAGCUAAAGAACAGCACAUCCAAUCUGAAAAUUACGCAAUCUUCAAUAUCCUGAGUAAUGGAGAGAUUGAGUGCAGCAACUCUUUGGAAGACGAAUGUGAUACAGAGAUUCCUGGUCAGGCACUCAUCUACCGCCCUGCUCGUCAGCAUGUUUAUUCUGUCUUGUUGGAAUCUGGAAAAGAUGGAGCCUAUCCUUCGGUAAAAGAGUGGUUUGUCUAUUUUGGAAAUCCUUUACAGCAACCAGAGCUGGUACAACCUGUACAGCCUCCUAUUCCAGGUGGAACACCUAAUUUGAAAACACUGUGGUUUGCCAAAGGACCUGAUGUGGAAAAGCAACGGUAUAGUACAUUUCUGGCAUGCUUUCACCUUCAGGACAUGAUGGAAGAGCUCCAAGCUCUGGAAGCACCUGUUGCAGGAUUCUGCUGCUUGCUUGCGUAUCUUAUCCUGCAGGUCAAGAGCCUCUCUCUGGAGGACUUAAAUGCAUUUGUGGCACUCAUUCUCUGCCUCAGAGGGAGGUCAGCUGCUCAACUGGCAGGUUUGCAGCUUGCUCAAGUGGACUCCAGAGCUGUACAUCUUGGCGCUGUCUUUAUUCGCGGCCUUACAACUUUGCUCAUGGCCAACAGUGCCUGUGGCUUUCCAUUCAGAAUGGAUGAUUUGAUGCCAUGGAAACUGUUUGAUGGGAAACUUUUUCAAGAAAAGUAUCAGCAGUCACACCGAGGGUGUUCUAUGGAGGAGCUUUUGGAAGGCAAUGAGUCGUUGUAUACACCCUUCCAGAAUCUAAAGUCAUUCAUUUGCAAGGCUUGCAUGGCGAAGAACAGAACAAUCCAGAGCAGACAGAGGGGGAAUGGAAUUAUCACAGGAACACUUCAAAGAGAAUUCAACCCCAGGUUCCAGCAAACAUACAGAACUUCUUUUGUUCCUCCGUAUCGUAAUCAGAUGAGGAGGUUCCCGUGGAGAAGCCCUCAGCCACAAGGUAGAGAAUACAGACUGGGACCUCCAGACCGAAGGAGAAGAUGCGAGCUUCCUCCUCGAUGGCCCAGAUGACUCUGCUCAUUACUGAAAGUGGAUGAAAAUGGAUAAGAAAACAAUAAAUAUUUUUAUGAAGUACUAUAUGCUCAAGAUCAUAAAAACUUCAUCAGUAUUUCAAGAACGGUGAUGGGAAGGCUCUGAUCAGAAGCGUAUCAUGGCUCCUUGUUUUCAGUUGCAUUUUAUUUUGUAUCCUCUUUGUUUCUAACCUCUUGCUUACAGAAAUAAAUGUAUGGAAUUUUAUGAAACAGUUACUACAUAAUUUAGGUUCUGGAUACUGUUGUUUUGAGCCCUUUACAAAAGCCUUGUUGACACAAUUAUGAAAAUCAACCAUAAAAGUAAAAUGACCAAAAAGUAGACGACUUGUCAAAGACGACUGCAGAAAUUUAAUUAAUUCCUCUGUUUCUAUUACCAAAAGACGGUAAGAAGUCUCUUUUGAUAAACCUAGAUAUCAUCCUCUGCUAUGAGAGGAUGUAUGUACGUCCGCCUUGUACACAAAAGGAUACUUUUCUGUAAUGUGGAUUGUUUCCAUUAAUUUUAGCAUUAAAAAAAUUUGUGUUUGUGUCUGUGGCUUAAUAGUUCCUCCAUCAUAAGUCGCAGAAAAUGAGAAAAUUGUAACUAAAACAUUCAAGAAAUUUGUAGAAUUAAGUUUUUUUGCAUACAAGAUUGCUACAGCUUUAAUGUCCAGUCAGUUAGGAGGCGUUCAGAGCUUAGCUAAAUGCAGUGUCCUCUUUUAGAACAUGGAGAAUUGUCCUCCAUAUGCCGUUCCCUAAACAUUUAAGAUUUAUGUCAGACCUUAAAUCUGUCUUUACCCUCAAACUAAAGGCUUCAGUGUGAGGCUCUAGCCAGUAUAAUUUUGGAAGAAACUGUAAAUCAAGAGGAAACUAGCAGGCAUUUUGAGUGCGUUCAUUUUUUUAAUGGCAGUUCUUUGAAGCACAGAGGGUAAAUUUUUUUGUCCAUUGACCUCAGUGGUGAAUCAUUUGUAGAUGUUAGUGGGGCCAUAAUUUCACUCUGUACUAAUAAGAUAGUCCUAAGAGAUAUAAGUAAAGGAGCAGUGUACAGGUAAGGCAAUCGGGUAUCUCCUGUGUUAAUUUUCACUGGUCUGUUACACAUCACGCAAUCUUAAUCACUGCUUUGGAGGUAUGGGUAUUUUUAAAAUAGUACGUAUGUACACUCAAAAGUAAAUCUAUCUGUAGAAGUGUUUAGCAUGAAGAAAAUAUUUGUUAUUUUUAUAUCCCAAAGGGAAAGUUUAGCUCUAAUUUUGAAAUUUCUUUUCAAAAGGAAUACCAAAGCUACUACAGAACUUAGAUUUCUCCUCAUGGUUGGAGGAUUUAAAAUCUGUUGGUUUUGGUCCAUUCGUGUUCAGUUAAUGUUGUGUCUUAGGUCUUGUGCAGGUAACUUCUUUAAGUCAACUGUCAAUAGAACUUUUCCUAUUUAGUAUACGUGUUGUGUCAAUGGGAAUAGUAUUGUCAGACAUACAUAACAUGAUCCUGUAAUUUCCUCAUAUGUAUAUUUUUGUCUAUAUCCCAAUAAGUAUAUUCUGUCAUACUCUGCAUGUAGCAAUAGUCCAGCUAAAAACUGGCAACAGCACAGCAUUUCU
Molecule: messenger RNA, 4857 nt
Organism: Struthio camelus australis
Lineage: Eukaryota; Metazoa; Chordata; Aves; Struthioniformes; Struthionidae
Source: RefSeq, a predicted model, not a curated record